Molecule: messenger RNA, 2052 nt
Organism: Lathyrus sativus (Indian pea)
Lineage: Eukaryota; Viridiplantae; Streptophyta; Magnoliopsida; Fabales; Fabaceae
Source: the annotation of a GenBank genome assembly
AUGAGUUUCUUCCAUCUUCUCCUUUCUAUGUUUCUAUUGUUUUCACUUUUAACCUCACAAACUGUUUGUGGAAAUGCUGAGCUCAGGGCUUUGAUGGACUUGAAAUCCUCUCUUGAUCCAGAGGGAAAGAUUCUUACUUCAUGGAUCAGUGAUGGUAAUCCAUGUAGUGGUUCAUUUGUAGGAGUUGCUUGCAAUGAUCAUUGGAAAGUGGCCAAUAUUUCUUUGCAGGGAAAGGGACUUUCUGGUUCAUUAUCUCCGGUUGUUGCUGAACUUAAAUGCUUGUCAGGGUUAUACUUGCAUUACAACAAUCUUUCUGGUGAGAUACCAUCACAGAUUUCAAACCUCACUGAUCUUGUUGAUCUUUAUCUUGAUGUUAAUAGUCUAUCUGGAACUAUUCCUCCUGAGUUUGGCAACAUGGCUAGUCUUCAAGUACUCCAGUUGGGAGAUAAUCAAUUGGUGGGGAAUAUACCAACACAGAUGGGUUCCUUGAAGCAGCUUACUACUCUUGCUUUGCAAUAUAACAAAUUAGAUGGUCAAAUUCCCCUUAGCUUGGGGAAAUUGGAGAAACUAAGCAGGCUAAAUUUGAGCUUCAACAACUUCAGUGGUACUAUUCCUGCAACACUAGCCAAUGUUGCUCAGUUGAAAGUUUUGGAUAUUCAAAACAAUUCUCUAUCAGGAAUUGUUCCUUCUGCAUUGAAGAGACUUGGGGAAGGAUUCCAAGGGGCAAACAACCAAGGUUUAUGCGGAGUAGGACUUUCUUCUUUGAGAGCUUGCAACGAGUAUCCAGAUUUAAACGUCAGCAACAUUGAUACCUCGGAUCAAGACCACUUCAAAAAUAAUAAUCCCGCAACGCCUCGCCCGGAGCCUGCAAAUAUCCCAGUGCAUUGUAACCAGACACAUUGCUCAAAAUCAGGAAGGUUUCCUUUAAGUGUCAUCACAACUGCAAGUGCUAUAAUCAUCACUCUUGUAUUCAUAGGUGUUGGAUUGUUUACAUUCGUCAAAUACCGCCGGCGAAAGCAGAAGAUUUCCUCGAACUAUUCUGAAGGGAAACUUAGUCCUCAGCAGCCUAAAGAUUUAUACAGAAAAAGCCCAUCUACCCUUGUUAAUCUUGACUAUUAUAAUGGAUGUUAUCCAUUGGCCGGCGAUCAAAAAGCUGGUGGAUUAGCCAAUGAAUAUCUAAACAAAUUCAGGUUUAAUGUUGAGGAAGUCGAGUCUGCAACACAAUAUCUUUCAGAAGCGAAUUUAUUGUGUAAGAGCAAAUUCUCAGCAAUGUAUAAAGGAGUUCUCAGAGAUGGUUCUCUUGUGGCUAUUAGAAGCAUUAACAUGACAUGUUGCAAAACCGAGGAGGCCGAAUUUGCAAAGGGAUUGAGUUUAUUAACAUCACUUAGACAUGAAAACGUUGUUAAGCUAAGAGGUUUCUGUUGCUCAAGUAGUAGAGGUGAAUGUUACCUUAUUUAUGACUUUGCCACGAUGGGCGACCUGUCUCAAUAUCUUGACAUGGAAGAUAGAAGUGGCCAUUUGCUUGACUGGUCCAAGAGGGUUUCUAUCAUCAAGGGCAUUGCAAAGGGUAUUGGAUAUCUGCACAGCAAUGAAGCAAGCAAACCCACAAUAGUACACCAGAAUAUUUCAGUGGAGAAUGUUCUCCUUGACAAAGAGUUUAAUCCAUUGAUCAUGGAUGCUGGACUUCCUAAACUUCUCGCAGAAGAUGUUGUUUUCUCAGCUCUAAAAGUAAGUGCUGCCAUGGGAUACCUAGCUCCUGAAUACAUUACCACCGGGCGCUUUACAGAGAAGAGUGACAUAUACGCAUUUGGCGUUAUUGUACUCCAAGUUUUAUCUGGCAAGACAGCGAUAGGUGGUUCGAUACGCACCGCGUUUGAGUCUCUCAGAUUUGAUGAUUGCAUUGACACAAAUCUUAAUGGAAGAUAUUCUAGUUCUGAAGCCAUGACGCUUACAAAGCUUGGAGUACAGUGUGUCCAUGAGAGCCCUGACGAAAGACCAAACAUGGUGGAUGUGAUUCAGGAGCUAAGCAUGUUUCCGGCUCAUUCAAAGUGA